GCGGCAGCGGUAGUCCGUGGGCAGCGAAAGGGGCUGCUACGCGGGGAGGACGGCGCGAAGAGACGCGCUGCUUCUGGAUCCCAUCUGCGCUUCCUUCGGCCAGAUCGGAAGCGGCGGCUCUCUGGAUCGAGGCCGCUUCUCCGCCGCGCAUCAGAAAGAAUCCCGUUUCCUGCUUUCCCACGACCCGCGCGCCGGCAGCUGAGCAAAUGGCUCCACGCGUGUUCGGGGUGGUAGAUUGCGAGCCUCCGGGGUGGCUGUUGAGGGUUGAACCCAGAAACUUCAUUCGGACGGUGGUCCCUCAGUGUUCCUGACUUGGUCGGCUUAAAGGAGUUUUCAUUCUUGAAAAGCCCAGCAUGGAUUCUCCUGUGGUUGUGAGUAAAGGCUCCCAGUUUUCCUCCCCUGAGCCUGAUCAUCUGUUACCAGUGAAGAAGUUUUAUCAGGGUGAACCUGUGGCCCUGGGGAUCACACAGAUAUUCAUAGGAUUCAUUGGAAUAGUUUUUGGGAUCCUGGCCAACUUAAUUGAUACUGGUUCAAGUGACUUCCUGCUUAUAAAGAUACCCUACUGGGGUGGAAUCUUGCACAUUAUUUCUGGAUCCUUAACUGUGGCAGCUGCUCGGAAUCCCAAGAUCCCUCUGGUGAAAGGCAUGCUGGCAAUGAAUGUGAUAAGUGCCAUAACAGCUGGCCUUGGCAUCGUAUUCCUGUCUUUCUCAGUCAGCUCCCUCCUUCCAUUUGACAUCGGCGAUACCUGCAACUAUCAUCGUUACGACACUAAGGAAAAAUGUGAUGAAACCCAGAAUAUCGGUAAGGGAAUAUUGGUUUUUCUUAUCGUGGUCAACAUCCUGGAGUUUUGCAUCUCCAUCUCAGUGGCGUCUUUUGGCUGUAAGAUGCUUUGCCGAGAUCCCUUCACUGAAACGAUUGUGGUCGUUUAUCAGAAUGUGACACCUUCCAGUGCCAAGCAACACUCACCCUCCGACUGCAAACCGCCAGCAAUUCGCCCCUGAAUUACUUUUCUUUCACAGCAGCUCUUCCAGGGUGCAUUUGCCUCCUGCAGAUGGAAGCGAGGAGAGCCGAGGUGGCGCAGUGGUUAGAGUGCAGUACUGCAGGCCACUUCAGCUGACUGUUAUCUGCAA
Thamnophis elegans (Western terrestrial garter snake) is the source of this 1130-nucleotide messenger RNA. Its product is annotated as membrane-spanning 4-domains subfamily A member 4A-like. NCBI's taxonomy places the organism in Eukaryota, Metazoa, Chordata, Lepidosauria, Squamata, Natricidae. Gene Ontology annotation, cellular component: membrane. The record is from RefSeq and is a predicted model, not a curated record. The coding region runs from base 354 to 1001 and encodes 215 amino acids. The transcript is spliced from 7 exons.